This is a messenger RNA of Nematolebias whitei (Rio pearlfish), 1027 nucleotides long. Its product is annotated as forkhead box protein L2-like. Gene Ontology annotation, biological process: regulation of transcription by RNA polymerase II; anatomical structure morphogenesis; cell differentiation. Gene Ontology annotation, molecular function: DNA-binding transcription factor activity, RNA polymerase II-specific; RNA polymerase II cis-regulatory region sequence-specific DNA binding. The record is from RefSeq and is a predicted model, not a curated record. Lineage: Eukaryota; Metazoa; Chordata; Actinopteri; Cyprinodontiformes; Rivulidae.
GCGAUGAUGGCCACUUACCAAAGCCCCGAGGAGGACCAGAUGGCCUUGAUGAUCCAUGACACCAACACCAGCAAGGACAAGGAGCGGCCCAAAGAGGAGCCGGUCCAGGUGAAAGUCACGGAGAAGCCGGACCCGUCCCAGAAGCCCCCCUACUCGUACGUGGCUCUGAUCGCCAUGGCGAUCCGGGAGAGCUCGGAGAAGCGGCUCACGCUGUCCGGCAUCUACCAGUACAUCAUCAGCAAGUUCCCCUUCUACGAGAAGAACAAGAAGGGCUGGCAGAACAGCAUCCGGCACAACCUGAGCCUCAACGAGUGCUUCAUCAAGGUGCCGCGCGAGGGGGGCGGCGAGCGGAAGGGCAACUACUGGACCCUGGACCCGGCCUGCGAGGACAUGUUCGAGAAGGGCAACUACAGGAGGAGGCGCAGGAUGAAGCGCCCCUUCAGACCCCCGCCCACACACUUCCAGCCCGGGAAGGCCCUGUUCGGGGGGGACGGCUACGGGUACCUGAGCCCGCCCAAGUACCUGCAGUCCAGCUUCAUGAACAACUCGUGGCCCCUGGGCCAGCCGCCGGCCCCCAUGUCCUACACGUCGUGCCAGAUGGCCGGCGGGAACGUGAGCCCGGUGAACGUGAAGGGGCUCACGGCCGCCGCCUCCUACAACCCGUACUCGCGCGUGCAGAGCAUGGCGCUGCCCGGCAUGGUGAACUCUUACAACGGCAUGAGCCACCACCACCACCACCCCGCGCACUCCCACCACCACGCGCAGCAGCUGAGCCCCGCCACGGCGGCGCCUCCGCCGGUCUCCUCCAGCAACGGAGCGGGCCUGCAGUUCGCGUGCUCGCGCCAGCCCCCGGAGCUGUCCAUGAUGCACUGCUCCUACUGGGAGCACGAGAGCAAACACUCGGCCUUACACACGAGGAUUGAUAUUUAAACUCAAACUGCUCUUUAUAGAAAACUGUAAACAACAACAACUUGAAGACUGAAUUGAUUCCUGUGGUCUCCACAGAACCAGCAGUAUUUUAAAGUGU